This is a messenger RNA of Salarias fasciatus (jewelled blenny), 727 nucleotides long. RefSeq names its product G protein subunit gamma 4 (gene gng4). The transcript is spliced from 3 exons. Gene Ontology annotation, molecular function: G-protein beta-subunit binding. Gene Ontology annotation, biological process: G protein-coupled receptor signaling pathway. The record is from RefSeq and is a predicted model, not a curated record. Gene Ontology annotation, cellular component: heterotrimeric G-protein complex. The coding region runs from base 113 to 340 and encodes 75 amino acids. Lineage: Eukaryota; Metazoa; Chordata; Actinopteri; Blenniiformes; Blenniidae.
UGUGUAUGUGUGUACGCUCGCUCGCGUGCGUGCGUGCGUGUGUGAGCGUGUUGGGUGGAGUCAACCCGGAAUUCUCCAAAUUGGAAAACCGUUGGCACAUUUCAGGAGCACCAUGAAGGACGGCAUCGCCAACAACAGCACGGCCAGCAUCUCGCAAGCCAGGAAAGCUGUGGAGCAGCUGAAGAUGGAGGCCUGCAUGGACAGGAUAAAGGUGUCCAAAGCCGCCGCUGACCUGAUGGCGUACUGCGACGCCCACAUACGCGAGGACCCCCUCAUCGUGCCCGUCCCCGCCUCCGAGAACCCUUUCCGGGAGAAGAAGUUCUUCUGCACCAUCCUCUGAUGAGCCGCCGCUCAGGUGCAGGCAUGGCGUCGCCUGGCUUCUCUGUCUCCACCACUCCUGAAGCCACUGGCCGCGGGCGUUGAGUGGCGUUUCCCCAGGUGGACACUCUGUUGUCGGUCAGCUCUGUCCGGGUGGCUGAAGGUUUCGGGGGGAGUCGGCCACCAAACUGGCAACCCAGUGAGCGUAUCAUGUCUUGUUAAAUAGGUUUGUUAUUGCUUUGUUAUUAGAGAACAGCCUUGCUCAGUGCUUAAUGAGAUGAGAGAUGUUUUUUUUUUUUCCUUUUUAAUCUUUUAUUGUGCUAGAUCUUAACUUGCCUCAGGAAAUGGAAAUUUGCCCAGUGUCUGACUUUUUUAAACAUUUAUACCCCUUUAUCUGAAUGGAGAAAAA